AUGGGCUUCCGCGCCACGGUGAUCGCCAAUCUGCUGAUCCCCGUGGGCAUAUUGAUCUUCUGCUCGGGCUUCUUCCCCUAUAAACCACUCAUUCCAGGACUGGCGACCCUGGAGACUGAAGAUGCAGCCCCUGCAAUCUUCGACAAGGUUAUUUUCAUGGUAGUUGACGCGUUGCGGAGCGACUUUGUGUAUUCAAAUGACUCGGGAUUUCAAUUCACGCAGAGCCUGAUUCGUUCUGGCGCUGCAUUGCCGUUUACUGCAUAUGCAAGCUCUCCAACCGUCACCAUGCCUCGGUUGAAAGCCAUCACUACUGGCUCUGUUCCAUCUUUCUUGGACGUAAUCUUGAACAUUGCAGAAUCAGACACUUCUUCCACGCUGGCAUACCAAGACACAUGGUUGGCCCAGUUGAAAGCGGCGGGAGGGCGACUGGUGAUGUACGGCGAUGAUACCUGGCUGAAGCUGUUCCCCGGGAUGUUUGACCGAGCAGAUGGGACAACCAGCUUCUUCGUGUCGGACUUUACAGAAGUAGAUAAUAACGUGACUCGGCACGUUUCCGACGAGCUUUCCCAAGACGAUUGGUCUGCCUUUAUCAUGCACUAUCUGGGGCUCGAUCACAUUGGACACAAAGCUGGCCCGAAAAGUCCCUUUAUGGUACCAAAGCAGCAUGAGAUGGAUAAUGUGGUGAAUGAGGUUUAUACCGCCAUACAAGAAGAACCACACCUUCAGUCCACACUUUUCGUCCUAUGUGGAGACCACGGUAUGAAUGAAGCUGGCAACCAUGGCGGGUCCUCUGCCGGCGAGACAUCUCCCGCUUUGCUUUUCAUGUCGCCUAAAUUUGAACGAUUGGGCGGCAAGGAGAGCCCUGUGGAACCGUCGGGAGAAAUGAAGUACUAUCAAACCGUUGAGCAGGCAGAUAUUGCCCCAACUUUGGCCGGGCUUCUCGGUGUUCCGAUUCCUUUGAAUAGUUUGGGUGUAUUCAUUCCAGAUUUCUUGGAAAUGUGGGAUCAGAGUUCCCACAAGAUUCGCAUCCAGUAUCAAAAUGCGAAACAGUUAUUGAAAACGGUUACGACAACCUUCCCAGGCGUUUCUUUCAAUCCUGACCACAUAGGACCAUGUGAGAAUGAGGCUACGUCGGGGAUUGAAGGUGCUCAAUGUGCAUGGGCUCGAACUCAACAGAUCCUCGCUGGCGCGGAAGAUGAUGACUUUCACAAAACAGCCAGUUCAGCCUUGUCACAGUUCUCGAAGACUGCACAAGAUGUAAUGAGCCGCACUGCGAGUAAUUAUGAUGUAUCCAGACUUGGCUUAGGACUUUCAGUCACCCUCAUUGCGAGUCUGUUCGUCUUCCCGGCCACGAUGCGGGGAAUUACGCGACAAAAGCUACCAGGGUCAUUUUUGACGAUCAUGAUCUUGACAUAUGCGCUCAUGAUGUUCGCAAGCAGCUAUGUGGAAGAAGAGCAACAAUUCUGGUAUUGGAUCUGUUCCGGAUGGAUAUUUUAUCUCCACCUCAAAUCCAACACUGCCAAAGAACGCACGCGCUCGGGAGCAUGGGCGUGGUUUGGACCAUCUAGCGUUUUGCUGCUUGCCAUCUGCCAACGACUUUUACGCCGAUGGAACCAAACAGGGCAGAAGUUUGCAGCGGAGCCUGAUAUUGCUCAUACAUUCUUUGGGCGUCAUCCAGAAGUCUUCUGGAUGCUCCUGACACUGACAUACAUCGAUGCCGGCCUCGGUCUUGUCCGCAAAGUGCGGCUUCAAGGGGUCCCAUGGCUAGGUGCCAUGGCUGCUUUGCUUCCUGCUACAUUGGCAUUCACUUUCAAGGUGCAUUUUGCGGCAUCGGAAUCACCAGAGCUCUUGGAAGGGACAUUUAUUUCCCAGAUCGUGGAGAGAUGGCCCUACAGUUUAUCCCUAGUGCUGCACGCCAGGCUUGUAUUCUAUGGACUUGCUAUUAUUGCCCUGGCAGCACUCCUCGGCGGGAGGCGCUCCAACUCUGCCAACGUAGUACACGGCAGUAUUCAUGGCGUCUUGCACAUCUUCCUCAUGACACAGUCCCGUGUCACGAAUGUGCCCAUGUUCCUUCUUUUCCGAGUGACUGCCAGUAUUCUUUCUGCCCUGGACCUCACGGGAAUGGAGGUCACCAUCACCACUCUGAUCUUCCAAUACAUGACCUUCUUCGCCUUCGGUGGCUCGAACGCCAUCUCUUCCGUGGAUCUUGCCAGCGCAUAUAAUGGUGUUGGCAGCUACAAUGUGGGGCUGGACACUGCCUACAACGCCUCCGCACUGCUCACCUUCCAUGUGGCCAUAUCCACGGCUUCUGUGAUGGCGGCGUGCACUGCACUCCGCACCCAUCUGUUCAUCUGGACCGUCUUUUCACCCAAAUAUCUCUACAGUAUGGCGUGGGCGACUGCCAAUCACGUUGCUGUCAAUCUAUUAGCCGAGAUAAUUUUUGCUUGGUCUCAAUAA
Messenger RNA from Penicillium brevicompactum, 2457 nucleotides. It is a transcript of the gene las21, whose product is annotated as mannose-ethanolamine phosphotransferase LAS21. The coding region runs from base 1 to 2457 and encodes 818 amino acids. The record is from RefSeq and is a predicted model, not a curated record. Gene Ontology annotation, cellular component: endoplasmic reticulum membrane. The transcript has 8 exons. Gene Ontology annotation, biological process: GPI anchor biosynthetic process. Lineage: Eukaryota; Fungi; Ascomycota; Eurotiomycetes; Eurotiales; Aspergillaceae.